Chlorella variabilis is the source of this 1263-nucleotide messenger RNA. RefSeq lists its product as hypothetical. Lineage: Eukaryota; Viridiplantae; Chlorophyta; Trebouxiophyceae; Chlorellales; Chlorellaceae. The coding region runs from base 1 to 1263 and encodes 420 amino acids. Gene Ontology annotation, biological process: protein phosphorylation. The record is from RefSeq and is a predicted model, not a curated record. Gene Ontology annotation, molecular function: protein kinase activity; ATP binding. The transcript is spliced from 13 exons.
AUGUGGGCGGCGUAUGGCGGCGAUGAGAUCGUGCGCCACCGGCUUGUGAGGUCCAUGGGCAACCUGUGUAGUUCAGACGCGCCCAGCAGGACGACCGAGGCCAGCUCGGAGAAGCCCGACAAGUAUGGCCGGUCGGCGCAGCCGGCGGAGAUUCCAAACACGGAGCACAAGAUGCGCAAGGGCGUGAGCGUGCGGGAGGUGUACAAGAUUGGCAAGACCAUCGGCACCGGCGGCUUCUCCGUGGUCAAGCUGGCCACCGAGAAGGGGUCUGGGGAGCAGUGGGCAUGCAAGAUCAUGAGCCUGCCGCCGCCGGGCAAGCACUACAACGAGAACGAGUCGUCCCGCGCCGACAUCUUCAAGGAAAUCGACAUCCUUAUCGCCCUCAAGCACGACAACAUCGUGUUCAUGAAGGAGUACUUUGAGGAGGGCAACAAGGUGUACCUCAUCAUGGAGAUGCUGCAGGGAGGGGAGCUGCUGGACGCGGUGCUGGAGAAGGGCCACUACAGCGAGGCCGACGCCCGCUCCAUCUUCCUGCAAAUCAUCAAGGCCAUCCAGUACCUGCACAGCAGGGGCAUCGUGCACCGCGACCUGAAGCUGGAGAACCUGCUGCUGGUGGACAAGAGGGACAUCACGCGCAUCAAGAUUGCCGACUUUGGGCUGGCGCGGCGGUACGGCGGCCCCGGCGCACUCACCACCAUCUGCGGUACGCCGCAGUACGUCGCGCCAGAAAUCAUCAAGGCAAGCACGGCGCCGCGCCGCGCCCAGGCCUUUACUGGGGCGGCCCCGCACGCUGUGAGUCUGUACGGCCCCGAGUGCGACCUGUGGAGCGCGGGCGUGAUCCUCUUUAUCCUGCUGGGCGGCUACCCUCCCUUCUACGACGAGUCGGAACCCAAGCUGUUUGAGAAGAUCAGGAAGGGUCGGUUUGACUUCAACGACGACGUGUGGGGCGCUGUGAGCGGGGAGGCAAAGGACAUGAUCCGCCAGCUGCUGCUCGUUGACCCGGCGCAGCGGCUGACGCUGGAUGGUGUGCUGGCGCACCCGUGGUGCAAGUCCAAGGAGAGCGGCAAGCAGGAGCUGCUCAAGACCAUGACCCGCAUGCGCAGCAGCAAGGCGCAGCUGCUGCCGUCGGUGUCGCCGCCGCACGACACGGCGGCCGACCUGGGGCCGGUGAUGGAGGGUGUCAAGUCGGGAGCCAUCCUGGACCUGGAGGAGAUGAGGCUUAUGGAGGAGCUGGCAGCGGAGCAUGCGGCAGAGAUGAAGUAG